This is a messenger RNA of Anopheles coustani, 915 nucleotides long. RefSeq names its product protein ARV1 (gene Arv1). Lineage: Eukaryota; Metazoa; Arthropoda; Insecta; Diptera; Culicidae. Gene Ontology annotation, biological process: sterol metabolic process; intracellular sterol transport; sphingolipid metabolic process. The coding region runs from base 102 to 887 and encodes 261 amino acids. Gene Ontology annotation, cellular component: cortical endoplasmic reticulum; Golgi apparatus. The record is from RefSeq and is a predicted model, not a curated record. The transcript is spliced from 3 exons.
GUCAGGCAGUCAUUUUUAUCGUAAACAACGCAACACAGAAAUUCCAGCGUUUGAUUUAGUUUACUACGAACAAAUUCAAGGGUUUUUGGAAACUGGCCAAAAUGAAGCUAACUUUACCGCUACAGGGAUACUUUGAAUUGUUGAGACAUCAACCAGGGGAACAAAAGUACGUCUGCAUAAACUGUGGCCGGCCCGUGUCUGGAUUGUAUCGGAGGAUCAGCUCAACAGUACUGAAAAUUAUAGACUGUGAAAAAUGCAACCAACCGGCAGAUAAGUACAUCGAAUUUGAGGUUCUUAUCAUACUGAUUGAUUUGAUACUGCUUUCAAAGCCUGCAUAUCGACACAUUUUGUACAAUUCCAAUUGCAAGAACCUAUGGAAAAUAGGAUGUAUUCUCAUUCUGUUGGAAGCUUAUUGCUUCUGGACUGACUCAUUCCGUGGUAUCACAAGCAUUAGCUAUCGGUCGCAUGUAAAUGAUCCGUUUCUUUCCGAAAAAGGAUUCUACCUCUCGACGGUACACUUUCUAACCGGAUUCGCUUUGCUGUUUGGAUUCAUUUACCUUUUUACUCGAUUGUUGCAUCGUGGUGUUCCUUUAGUGUCUGGUAAUGGCACCAGCUACCCUUACAUGCUGCUACACGGCGUCAUUCUGGCCAGCAUAGGGAAGUUUCUAUUCAUACCGAUCAUAAUCUGGAGAGAGAAUUCCACCGAAACUAGUAUGGCCGUUCACAUCGUGCUCGUCCUCGUGUACUUUGUGAUAUCGAUCGUACAGAUACAUUCGGUUAUAAGUGACUGUUCGCGAUCGCGUUCCUGUUUAAUUGUCCUUCUAGCGUUUAUUGUAAAAGCAUAUUUCCUAACGAGGGUCAGUGGGCUUUUACAGGAGUUUGUCUAAUAAAUGGUGUAUUAUAUUUGCGUUUCUA